AUGUUAGAUGCAAAAUUUCGAAGUCGAAGGAUAAAGUUUGAUUGUAUUAUAAAUAUUCUAUCUUAUAAUACAACCUUCAUGGCACUUAUGGCCCACAAUAUUCUUCGAUGGACAAGAAUUGGAGGUAGUGAAUCUGAGUAUAGCCAAUAUCUGAG
Dentiscutata erythropus is the source of this 155-nucleotide messenger RNA. NCBI's taxonomy places the organism in Eukaryota, Fungi, Glomeromycota, Glomeromycetes, Diversisporales, Gigasporaceae. The record is from the annotation of a GenBank genome assembly.